CCUCCUCCAUUCUCUCUCUCUCUUUCUCUAUCAAGAUUUCAUAUACAUUUGAUCUGAUGAAGGGAGGAUAUGAAGUGGUUCAUGGGUCUCUUGAUAUGAUGCCACCACAUGAACCAUGGGAUUAUUCCUCUGUUGGGUUUCCUUCAGCUCCAUUAAUUUCCAGUUCCUUUCCUAAUAAGCCAGUAAUGAACUUGGAGAGGAAUGAGCUCUCUGAGUGGGUUGAAAAUGUCACCAAACAGCUUAUUGAUGACAUGCCUGAUACGGCAAGCUGUGAGAAUCUGCAUACAGACGCAACAAUGGUCUAUUCGGAUGAUAAUAAUAACAUCUUUCCUUCAUCACUCUUAAUGGGUGGUGGUGAUUUUAGACCAAGAAAAUCUAUGAGGAGAAGUUACUUUGAUGGUGUAUAUAAUGGAGAAGAUUGCCAUUGGAGCAAUGAGCAAAAUUUGGCAGCGAGCAGUAGCAACAGCAGUAGUAGCAGUGCUGCUGCUGCUAGAGGCUUGAGUAGAAUAGAUGAGCAAGGCUUGAGCUUGAUAACUCUUCUGUUGGAGUGUGCGGUUGCUAUAUCAGUUGAUAAUCUCGGUGAAGCUCAUAGAAUGUUGCUUGAGCUUACCCAAAUGGCUUCUCCUUAUGGUCCUUCUUGUGCUGAAAGAGUUGUGGCUUAUUUUGCUAAGGCCAUGGCUAGUAGGGUUAUAAACUCAUGGCUAGGUAUUUGCUCUCCUUUGAUUAACCACAAGAGUGUUCACACAGCUUUUCAAGUCUUCAACAAUGUCUCUCCUUUUAUCAAAUUUGCACACUUCACCUCUAACCAAGCAAUCCUCGAAGCCUUCCACCGCAGAGACAGAGUUCACAUAAUCGAUCUAGACAUCAUGCAAGGCUUGCAAUGGCCUGCUUUGUUUCACAUCCUCGCAACGAGAAUUGAAGGUCCUCCACACGUUAGAAUGACAGGCAUGGGAACUUCCAUGGAGCUGCUCGUAGAGACAGGGAAACAACUCUCAAAUUUCGCUAAGCGGCUUGGAAUGUCAUUUGAAUUCCACCCAGUUGCGAAGAAAUUCGGAGAAAUUGAUGCGUCGAUGGUUCCACUGAGGAGAGGCGAAACACUGGCCGUACAUUGGCUGCAACACUCACUGUAUGAUGCCACAGGACCUGACUGGAAAACGAUGAGACUACUCGAAGAACUGGCUCCAAGAGUUAUCACAUUGGUCGAGCAAGACAUCUCCCAUGGAGGAUCAUUCUUGGACCGUUUCGUAGGUUCUCUUCACUACUACUCAACCUUGUUCGAUUCCCUCGGUGCAUUUCUGCCAUGUGAAGACUCAAGCAGGCACAGAGUAGAGCAUUGUCUUCUACACAGAGAAAUCAACAACAUCUUAGCCAUUGGAGGACCAGCAAGAAGUGGAGAAGACAAGUUCCGGCAUUGGAGAAGUGAGCUAGCAACAAGAAGUUCAUUUAUGCAAGUACCCAUGAGCGCAAACUCCAUGGCUCAAGCACAGCUGAUACUGAACAUGUUUCCUCCUGCUCAUGGAUAUAGCCUUGUGCAAGGAGAUGGAACUUUGAAGCUUGGGUGGAAGGAGACAAGCUUGUUCACUGCUUCCGCUUGGACUUCACAUUCUUCUAGAUAGCUGUAAUUAUAGUUCAUCUGAAUGCUUUAUUUUUAAUUUGUCCGUCUCUGUUUCAGUGAAUUGCAUUUGAUACUGUAAAGGUUAUGUUAAUCGAUAUGUAUAUUGACCUUAUAGCUAGGCUUGUAUUGUAGUCAAUAUAUAGAGGAUAUUAAUUAGGGUUAAUUUGUAAUCCAAUUAAGUCCCAAUUUGUCUAUACCCUCUUGUGUCUCA
This is a messenger RNA of Manihot esculenta (cassava), 1826 nucleotides long. RefSeq names its product protein SCARECROW. Gene Ontology annotation, molecular function: sequence-specific DNA binding; DNA-binding transcription factor activity. Gene Ontology annotation, cellular component: nucleus. The transcript has a single exon. The record is from RefSeq and is a predicted model, not a curated record. Gene Ontology annotation, biological process: regulation of DNA-templated transcription. Bases 57 to 1616 code for a protein of 519 amino acids. Lineage: Eukaryota; Viridiplantae; Streptophyta; Magnoliopsida; Malpighiales; Euphorbiaceae.